This is a messenger RNA of Cordyceps militaris CM01, 1389 nucleotides long. RefSeq names its product phosphatidylserine decarboxylase family protein. Gene Ontology annotation, molecular function: phosphatidylserine decarboxylase activity. The record is from RefSeq and is a predicted model, not a curated record. Gene Ontology annotation, biological process: phosphatidylethanolamine biosynthetic process. The coding region runs from base 1 to 1389 and encodes 462 amino acids. NCBI's taxonomy places the organism in Eukaryota, Fungi, Ascomycota, Sordariomycetes, Hypocreales, Cordycipitaceae. The transcript is spliced from 5 exons. Gene Ontology annotation, cellular component: mitochondrion.
AUGAUACUAUACGUGCUCUUCACAACCUGGAACUUUGUGUCGCUCGAUAGAAGUCGCGAGGCGGUCCCGUCUACCAGGCUCGACUCUUCCGACGAGACGGCCGCUGCCGAUCCGCAGAUCUGGCCCUAUCUUGACCACGACAGACACAAGGCAUAUGUUCGGCAGCUGGUCGCAGAGGUCGACGCCCGGCCCGAGCAGCCGCUGUCGCCCGCGACGCAGCGCCUCAAGGACGCCAUCGAGACCAAGUCGCACCUGUACAUGUACUUUACCGAAAUGUUUACCCAGAUCCCUGAAGACGUUCGGUAUGGCGAUAACCAGACUGUGCUUCGCGAUUAUAACCACAUGCUGCGACUGCUGAGCCACAUUGUCACAACGGCGCCGUCUCCCGGGCUGGGCGUGCCCCUCCCGCCCAUGGCUAUGAUACUGACAGAUCCCGCCAGUACCGCGAGUGGCUACGCUGCUUUUCUUGACCCAGAGGUCAACGUCCUGCUCAAAGGCAUCUUGAAUGAAUGGGCCGCCUUUCUCGGGAGCCGCGACUCGUUGGUAUACGUCAAGAACGGCUCAACCGGCUGGCUGGGCAAAGACUCCCUGGCUGAGCUGGAAAGCGUGGCCAAUCUGGAGCCCGGAACAAAGGCCAGCUUCGCAGACUUGUUCGAGUGCGAUGCGGAAGACGAGUACUACGACUUCUUCACUCGUCGCUUCCGGCCGCAUGUGCGCCCCGUCGCCGAACCCCACGACGACGGCGUCAUCGUCAACGCCUGCGAGUCCGUCCCGCACACCGUCGGGCUCCGGGCGCGGCUCCGCGACACCUUCUUCGUCAAGGCGCAGCCGUACUCGGUGCUCGACAUGCUCGGCCACGACGCCGUCGCCGCCGCCGCCUUUGACAACGCCACCGUGUACCAGGCCUUUCUAAGCCUGCACUCGUACCACCGCUGGCACGCGCCGGUUGCCGGCACCAUCCGCAGCGCCCGCGUCGUCGACGGCACCUACUACAGCCUCCCGCGCUUCUUCGGCCUCGACCAGCCGGGCGUGACGUUUCCGCGCAAGCCGCAGGGGUUCGGGCACGCGAUGCGCUACCUGAGCGAGAUGGCGACCAGGGCCGUCAUCGUCAUCGAGGCGGACAACCGCGACCUGGGCCUGGUUGCGUUUGUCGCGGUCGGCAUGGUUGAGAUUAGCACGUGUGAGAUUACGGCGACGGUAGGACAGCAUGUCAAAAAGGGCGAUGAGAUUGGCUCGUUUCAUUUUGGAGGCUCGAGUUAUGUCCUGCUCUUCCAGGACGGCGUUGAGCUGACGGGGCUGCCGGAGCCGGGAAACUUCUCGUCACCGAAUAUGCCGGUGCUGAGCAAGAUUGCUACUGUUUCGUCGCGAAGGCUGACACUCCAAGGAUGA